AUGGCGGCCAUGAUCGUACCACCACGGACACCGUCGCCCAAGGUGCGCAUACGUUCGCAGUCCUUUGACUCACCUUCCUAUCGCCAUACUGUUACGCCGAUUGAAGAGUCGCCCUUCUCAAAGUCCACUGGGGCUAUUACUACAGAGACGCUACUACGACAUGAUGUACUCGAAGCGGCCGAUGAGAUCGUACUCCAACCUGUCAAUAUACUUUUGCCGCUGCAUACGAAGAUGAGCGAUGAGUCGAUGCUAUCAGACGCAUCAAGCGCUUCGUCCUCUACUGCUAGUUCGCCUACUGGUUCCGAUGAAGACGUGGAUCUCGUAUCAGAAUCACCGUUGCCCUCUAUGCAGCGCCAACGACAGCGCCCGCAUCCUCUGACAUUCUGCCAGUCUGUCGGAGAAGACGAUGCACCAAUUGAACAACAGCCCUCUUCGCCCUUCAUGUAUCAAGAUACAAGCUUCGAAAUGUACUCACCCUGGCUGGUCCGAGUGGUACUUGAUCUAUAUGAUGUCCGCAGGUUGGACUGGAUGUCGAUUGCCGAGCCCAUCGAGCGCAAGUGGGGCGUGAAAACAAGCAGCGCUGAGGUACUAAGUAUCCUGAGCGACAACGGGCGGGUACUCAAUCGACGAUGGUGGGAUUAG
Molecule: messenger RNA, 642 nt
Organism: Parastagonospora nodorum SN15
Lineage: Eukaryota; Fungi; Ascomycota; Dothideomycetes; Pleosporales; Phaeosphaeriaceae
Exons: 1
Coding region: 1-642 (213 amino acids)
Source: RefSeq, a predicted model, not a curated record